Durusdinium trenchii is the source of this 1513-nucleotide messenger RNA. Lineage: Eukaryota; Dinophyceae; Suessiales; Symbiodiniaceae. The record is from the annotation of a GenBank genome assembly.
AAGAAAGACCAGCCAACAUUGACCACUUUUCAAUACUUUUCAUUGCAGCGUCCAGAAGAAAAGGGACGAAGCAAUCCAGGUGGUGCCGGCAGUGAGUGCCAUGAGUCAGGCUGUUGGGCUGAUCUACGCUUUUGUGGCAGCCAUCGCCUUUGGCAUUCAAUAUGUGCCUGUGAAGAAGUACGAGAUUUUCGUCCCUUGGACGGCACAUCGGCACAGAUUUCACUCCAAAACCCGGACUCCGACGCGUCUCGAACCUCACGCGAGUUGGACGAAGGAAGGAACGGCCUUUCAAUGGUUUAUGUGCAAUGGGAUUCUGAUGUGCGGCUUCAUCAUUGCUGCGGCUAGUGGAGAACUUCAGCGUGGGCUUUCUCCGUUGGUGAUGCUGGGUGGAGUCUUUUGGGCCUCGUCAAACUAUCUGGUCCUGCCAUUGGUGAAGCUCCUGGGGAUUGGCCUGGGCUUUUCCCUCUAUCACUUCGUGAAUCUGAUGACUGGUUACUGCAUCGGACGCUUUGGGCUCUUUGGAGUGAAAGUCUUAACUGGCAAGCUUCUAUAUUGUGACAUCGGUUGCUUUCUGAUUCUUAUAUCCUUCUUUGCGAUGGUCUUUGUGGAGGCAGGUCAUGAGAACGGGGAGGUCUCUGACUCUGACAGUGAAUGCAGCUCGGACGAGUCUGGAAGCUACGACAAAGUUGUGAAAGCCACGGGUACAAUGGCAAAGGCGGAAGAGCUGGGCACCUUGGACCGCUUGGGGCCAGGUGCUCAGAAGGUGCUGGGAGUCGUUUUGGCGAUCUUGGCCGGUGUCCUUUGCGGAGUGAACGGAGUGCCAGCCACCCUUUGGGAAGCGCAGCAUCCCGAGGCGGAUGCCUUUAGCGUGGCAUUGCCACAAUGCCUUGGGAUUUGGGUUUGCUCCAGUGGAAUCUUGAUUGUUUAUUCCAGCUUGGCUGUGGUGCGGGGCGUGAAGCUCAAGAAGUCGGUGAUUGGCCCGGCCUACGGCAGUGGCUGCAUUUGGGGCAUCGGCUUUGCAUGCAUGAUGAAGGGUAUUGCCAAUUUGGGCUACUCGGUGGGUUACACCUUGGAUGCCGUUGGGCCAAUUUUGGUGUCCAGCUUGCUGUCGGUCUUCGUGUUCAAGGAAAUAACCAACCGGAAGCCGCUCAUGAUCUACUUUGGUGCCUUUACGUUGCAGCUGGUGGGAGUUCUGCUGAUUGGAACCUAUGGUGAGCCUUGAGGCGGUGUGAAUGACCCAGAGAAGGCGGCGUGUCCGUUUUGAACGACAAGCCUGACGUCUCUCUAAACGGAACUGAGUUUUAAACGCCACAUGUCUUCCAAUAAGGAAGGCAUGGAAGGAAGCCGAUGUCGGCGUGUCCGUCUUCAGACUCUCGAAGAGAACCUGCGGACGAAGCCGGACUUGGCUUCAAUAGACUUGUGAACAAAGACGGACGUAAAAUCUGUCCUGCCGGUGCCACUGUGGCAUGUCACAUCUUGCAAGAGGGCGCUCGCCUUGGGAUGCCUUGGGUAU